Messenger RNA from Cetraspora pellucida, 753 nucleotides. Lineage: Eukaryota; Fungi; Glomeromycota; Glomeromycetes; Diversisporales; Gigasporaceae. The record is from the annotation of a GenBank genome assembly.
AUGAUUGAUGGUAAUAUGGACAUCGCACCUUCUGUUGAUACUCCCAUAGAGUUCUCUUUGAAUAAUGAAGAGGAUGAAUUUAAUUACAUUGAUAUUUCGGCUUGUGAAGAACCAAAAUCGAGUAUAGAGGAGGUUGUUACUAAUAGCUCUAAAAAAACAGAAAUUAAAAGACGUGGUGGGUCUAAAAAACAAUCCUGGGUUUGGCAACAUAUGGAUUUGAUCGUAGUAAUUAAUAAAGAUGGCGAAGAGGCCCAAUAUGUUGUGGGUGGAUCAACUUCAAACCUUAUUCAUCAUCUUUAUUCAAUACAUGGAAUCACAGAUAGUCAAAUUAAUAUUACUAAAACUCAUCUAAAAGCAAAAAAUAAUUUCCUUGUUCGAUCUUUAUUAAAACUUCUCAUCCGUGAAAAUUUACUAUUAAAUCUUGUAUCAAAGGAAUCAUUUCAUGAAUUUGUUCAUAAUCUGGAUUCCGCAUUUGCAAUACCAUGUGAAAAAACUGUAAAGCACCUUAUCCAUAUUACUUAUAACAAUUCAACAAACUUAUUAAAACAACAAUUAGAAACAACUAGUAAAACUGUAUGUUUGACGUUGGAUUUAUGGACAGCAAGAAAUCAACAAGGAUUUCUAGGAAUCACAUACUCAUGGAUAGAUGAAAAUUUUAAAAUACAUGAAGCUCUUUUUACAUUGACUUAUUUAAAAUAUCCGCAUACAGCAAUUAAUAUAAAUAAUGCUAUCUAUAAUCAAAUUGAAUAUUAG